Messenger RNA from Pelodiscus sinensis (Chinese soft-shelled turtle), 1926 nucleotides. It is a transcript of the gene ATXN10, whose product is annotated as ataxin 10. NCBI's taxonomy places the organism in Eukaryota, Metazoa, Chordata, Testudines, Trionychidae. The record is from RefSeq and is a predicted model, not a curated record. Gene Ontology annotation, biological process: neuron projection development. Gene Ontology annotation, cellular component: cytosol.
UCAUCUUCUGCCAAGGUAUUGGAGAAGCUGGGAAAGUGGCCAUGCAACUGCUUUGCAAACAUACCCUCCUUCCUCCAUAUACACCAGCACAAAGGGGACCACGAAACAUCUGUGAAUCCAGUCAUAGAAAUGGCAGAUGAAAAUAUAUUCCAGAGUCUCCUGAAAAUCUUGACUAAAGCUUCAAGUGAAAUAGAAUUGGUCUGCAAGGAUUCCACAGAAUUGAUAACUCUAGAUACAUGUCAGCUGUUUAUAGCAGAAUGUUUCAGAUGUCUACGGAAUGCAUGUGUUCAGUGUGCCAAGAACCAAGAUAUUAUGAGGAAUUUGGGUCUGAUUGAAGUGUCAGUCCACUUGAUGCAGUUGCGUCAUGGAUUAGAAGUUCAACAGGAAUCAUUACUGGCAGUUUUACGCUGUAGCCUCCAGUUUCUUGGAAACCUUGCAGCAGGAAAUGGAGACUCCCAGAAUAGCAUUUGGAAGUGUGCUUUCCCUGAUCUUUUCUUGAAUUGCCUCAACCACCAUGAUAAGAAAAUUAUUACCUAUUGCUGUAUGGUCCUGUUCACCUGCCUUAACUCAGAGAAAGUGAGAGAACUACUGGAGCAUAAGAACUUGAAUAUAGCUCUUGCUGUUCUAAAUACCUAUAGAAAACAACUGGAGUCUGAAUGGUCGUUCUUGAUUUUUACAGACCAUUUGCUGCAAUGUCCAGAACUGGUAAAAGUCAUGUAUGCCAAACUGAGCAAUCAAGAAAGGAUUACUUUGCUAGAACUGAUAAUGGCCAAAAUAAGUGAGAACAAUUCAAUGACCAAUGAUGAAAUGGCUGUACUCCUGAAAGAUGCAGAGUUUUUUGCAAGCUGUUUCCAGGAGAAAUGUCAUGAUGUACUCAAAUUAACUUCUGCUACAAAGACUGAAGAUGAGGAAGCAAUAGUUACAAUUCGACUUCUUGAUGUUCUUUGUGAAAUGACCUCAAAUAAUGAACAACUGGAACAUCUACAAACUUAUCCUGGUUUGCUUGAGACAACUGUGGAUACUUUGCGGCUAACUCAUCUGGCUGGGAAACAGACUACAAAUAUCUUCACUGCCACACAUUCUGUGACUGGGGAGGCAGAAAUUUCACAUCCAGCUGUCGGUUUUAAAUCACACCUCAUUCGUUUGAUUGGAAAUUUGUGUUACAAGAAUAAGGAAAACCAAGACAAGGUUUAUCAAUUAGAUGGAAUUCCACUGAUUCUGGACAACUGCAGUAUUGAUGACAACAAUCCUUUUGUGAAUCAGUGGGCAGUGUAUGCCAUCCGAAAUCUCACUGAGAAAAAUGAAAGAAAUCAAGAUGUUAUUGCACAAAUGGAGCAGCAGGGGCUGGCAGACAAUUCCGCCCUCAAGAACAUGGGCUUGGAGAUUGAGAAGCGAGAUGAGAUGCUAGUACUGAAGUCUGUUAGAAAGAACCCAACUUCAUGAGCAGCCACAUGUCAACUUUUUGAAGAUUGUCAUCAAGUAAAAACAAGGAUACUUCCCAUAGAAGGCUAUAUGAAGGACCUGUAAGAAUUUUCCUUUUUUUUUUUUUUAGCUUAAUUUCCAACCUGCUAGAAGUAUUGAGAUGUUUUCCAAAGAAUUUGUCAAAGAAUAAUGGUCAUUCGCUACCCACUGUGAGACAUGAACACCACAAAAACAUACCCUUUUUCUGAACUGGAAAUUGCUGGUAAUUUCAUUUUUUUUUUCGAGUGGAAAAGUGUCAUGAAGUCAAGAAGCUGAUUAAUGGUUACCUAGUUCAUGUUAAAAAAUCACUGAGAUGUCACUUCUGUGGUAUGUUAGAAGUAGCAGUGCUGGAUCAGUUCUAACUAAUGUUGGUACUUCAAAAAAUCAGAAUGUUUGUUUAAAAAUGUGUAUUUAUAGAAGAUGAAAGUGAGAAAUUGGAUAUCAAUAAACUCUGAAUUAAACAUA